This is a messenger RNA of Aureobasidium musti, 543 nucleotides long. NCBI's taxonomy places the organism in Eukaryota, Fungi, Ascomycota, Dothideomycetes, Dothideales, Saccotheciaceae. The record is from the annotation of a GenBank genome assembly.
AUGCAAAUCCAACAGGAGGACGAGGUUGACGACAAGGAGCCUGACGUCCACUUCGAGCCCGUUGUCCACCUUACCGAGAAAGUCGACACCAAGACACACGAGGAGAGCGAGGAGCAGACUUUCAAGAUGCGCGCCAAGCUCUUCAAGUUCGACCGCGACAGCAGAGAGUGGAAGGAGCGUGGUACCGGCGAGGUCCGUCUGCUCAAGCACAAGGAGAACGGCAGAACCAGACUUGUCAUGCGUCGUGACAAGACCCUGAAGGUCUGCGCCAACCACUACGUCGUUCCCGACAUGAAGCUCUCCCCCAACGUCGGCAGCGACCGCUCGUGGGUCUGGAACGCUUCGGCCGAUGUUUCUGAGGGCGAGCCCGAGGCUCAGACUCUCGCUAUCCGUUUCGGCAACAGCGAGAGUAAGUUCUUAGCUACAAGCACUUCAGCCCAAGACAUGGAUGCUAACAUAUCAUGCNNAGACGCCAACCUGUUCAAGGAGGCUUUCAUCAAGGCCCAGCAGGAGAACGAGGCCCUCUUCAGCAAGUCUGACUAG